GAAGGGGGAGCAAUUCACAUGCUAAUAGAGGCUUGUAUAAAAUGCUAGAGCGGGAAAGUGGUGAAGAGGCACAGCAAUAAGAGCUCAGGCAGUGUGAGGAUAGAGAGGCACAGUGCAGCUACUGCUGAACACCAACACAUUGCAAUGUCUGCAGAAUCCAAGGACCUCCUGAAACCAUCCAUGGCCAAACAGGAAAGGAAGCUCAGAAAGCCACUCAUAGAGCGUAAGAGAAGAGAGAGAAUCAAUUCCUGCCUGGAACAACUGAAGGAAACUGUAAUCCAGGCUUUCCAUCUUGAUCAGUCCAAGUUGGAGAAGGCAGACAUCCUGGAGAUGACAGUGAGACAUCUGGAAAACAUUCAGAGAAGCAGAAGUUUAGGUGAAGGCUCUCAGUGUGUGGAAUCCCAGCAGAGAUUCAGCACAGGAUACAUCCAAUGUAUGCAUGAGCUCCACAACCUGCUUCUGAACUGUGAUUGGAUGGACCAAGCUCUUGGUGCACGUCUUCUCAACCAUCUGCUGAAAUCCCUUCCUAGGGUCAAGAAUGCCAGCCCUGAGCUGCCCAUAAGCUGUGAGGAGAAUGCUGGGGGGACCCUGUCACCAGCUCUGAAGCCUGAUCCUGACCCUGAGCCACAUACUGAUGUCCUGAAAAAACACUGCCCCCUUGUGGGCUCCCUACAGAUGUGGAGGCCCUGGUAAUCCUACCACCUUAGCGACUCGGUCGUCAUAGUGCACACUUGGGUAACCCAUAGGCAGACUCGCUCUGCUCACCAUAUAUUUGCUGUCACUAUGUAUGUCCCCCAUCUUCUGCAGUUACACUGCGUGUAGGAGCAGAGAGUGACGCUGCUGUCAGUCCUAGCGUUUCUUUUGUACCGAUAUGUAUCUUAUAGAUAUGCUUUGUUUAACACAUUGGGGUUCACACCCCUUUAGGUGUACUAAAGACCCAGUGCUCCUGGCUGGAGCCCCAUGUUUGUAGCCUGCAUUGUAGAAGGCUUCUUCUCCCCCUAUUUAUUACAGAUCUCUUCAUGUAACAUUUCUAUUCAUUUAAAGUAAUUUACACUCUCUUAUUACAAAUAAAUAUAAUAUAUACAGUAAA
Rana temporaria (common frog) is the source of this 1090-nucleotide messenger RNA. RefSeq names its product transcription cofactor HES-6-like. Gene Ontology annotation, biological process: regulation of neurogenesis; anterior/posterior pattern specification; regulation of transcription by RNA polymerase II. Gene Ontology annotation, molecular function: DNA-binding transcription factor activity, RNA polymerase II-specific; RNA polymerase II cis-regulatory region sequence-specific DNA binding; protein dimerization activity. Lineage: Eukaryota; Metazoa; Chordata; Amphibia; Anura; Ranidae. Gene Ontology annotation, cellular component: nucleus. The record is from RefSeq and is a predicted model, not a curated record. The transcript has 4 exons. The coding region runs from base 145 to 693 and encodes 182 amino acids.